CUGCCUUAAGAAGCCCCUUGCCCCGAUCCUCUUAAGCCAUCUCCACACCCACUCCUCAUUCUUGGAGAACACACAGAACCUCCAUCGAUCAGAAUGUCUGCAACCACCAUGUCACUCUCUUCCCCAGCCUUUGCCGGCAAGGCAGUGAAGAACCUGCCAUCGUCGUUUCUUUUCGGGGAGGCUCGCGUCACCAUGCGCAAGACAGCGGCAAAGGCCAAGCAGGUCGCCUCCGGCAGCCCGUGGUACGGCUCUGACCGCGUGCUUUACCUCGGCCCGCUUUCUGGCGAGCCCCCGAGCUACCUCACCGGCGAGUUCCCUGGUGACUACGGCUGGGACACUGCUGGGUUAUCAGCCGACCCUAAGACCUUUGCCAAGAACCGUGAACUGGAGGUGAUCCACUGCCGCUGGGCCAUGCUUGGCGCGCUCGGUUGUGUCUUCCCCGAGCUGCUCGCCCGCGAUGGCGUUAAAUUUGGUGAGGCUGUUUGGUUCAAGGCCGGAUCCCAGAUCUUCAGCGAGGGUGGCCUCGACUACCUCGGCAACCCAAGCCUCGUGCACGCGCAAAGCAUCCUUGCCAUCUGGGCAUGUCAGGUCGUGCUUAUGGGCGCCGUCGAGGGUUACCGUAUUGCCGGCGGGCCACUCGGUGAGAUCGUAGACCCGCUCUACCCGGGCGGAAGUUUCGACCCGCUCGGCCUUGCCGACGACCCCGAGGCAUUCGCAGAGCUCAAGGUCAAGGAGAUCAAGAACGGUCGUCUCGCCAUGUUCUCCAUGUUUGGUUUCUUUGUGCAAGCCAUUGUCACCGGCAAGGGUCCACUUGAGAACCUCGCUGAUCACCUCGCCGACCCCGUCAACAACAAUGCUUGGGCAUUCGCCACCAACUUUGUUCCCGGGAAGUAAUCUGCCUUGCUUGCGGUGAGGUGUGUCGUCGUGCGGUCUGAUAUGUACUACCAUGAUGUAAAUUACGAGGAUUCUAUGCAAAAACAUUAUAAGA
Molecule: messenger RNA, 988 nt
Organism: Aegilops tauschii subsp. strangulata
Lineage: Eukaryota; Viridiplantae; Streptophyta; Magnoliopsida; Poales; Poaceae
Product: chlorophyll a-b binding protein, chloroplastic-like
Biological process (GO): photosynthesis, light harvesting
Cellular component (GO): membrane
Source: RefSeq, a predicted model, not a curated record